GGCCGAUAAUCGUUGACCCCUCCAUUAUUAAUCGCCGAUAUGAACGGAAGUCCGAUGGAAUUAAUCGAUCGAGAAUGUCGCUUCUGCUUCUCUCUGGCCCCCUCCGCCUCCCCUCCCAGUCUCCGUACGACAUUCAAUCAUGGGUGACUCGAUCUACGCCAAUUACCCUCCUCUCUUGGACUCCGCCCAGAGGGAGUUCUUGGUAACCACCAUUAAGGACUGGACCACGCAGAAUGGCCUCAUGGUUCGCCCGGCGCCCACUUUCGUAUCGAAGGAGGUCAAUCCCCAUGGAGUUCUUGCGACCAAUGCUCCUGUCACCCUAUUCCCAAGUCCCUUCCCCAGAGCUUGCUUCGACGAGGCUAGGGCCUUGCAGACCGUUUACAACCACCUCUAUGCCAUGAUAACGUGUAACGAGGAGUGGCUGGGCAAGAUCAUGGAAGAGUAAGAGACCAUUCCGAAACUACGUCGUUUGUUUUUAUUGUGUGGCUUAGCUAGAACGAGUCAUAGCGAGAGUGCCGAGAUGUCAUGACUAAACACUUCUUUUGACCUGUAGUCUUAUUGAUGUGGACGACUUUGUUUCGCAUUUGUGGAAGACGCAUCUGGCAGUCAAGAAGGAGGGGUAUGUUCAAACGUUGUCGCUCGGCCUUUUCCGCUCGGAUUACAUGGCGCAUACUCCGUCCAGCUCGGUUGCACCCUCCUUGAAGCAGGUGGAGUUCAACACCAUUUCGGCCUCCUUUGGUGGUUUAUCGUCUCUCGUGACCCAGCUGCACACCGAGCUCUUGGAUUCCCCUCCGGGUUACCCAAUCGCAUACCCGUCUCACAGAUUGUUGAAGUCCAAUAAGCCCCCUGAGAAUACGGCGGUCGAGACGCUCUCUGCGGGAUUGGCAGCUGCACAUGCCGCCUACGGGGCGUCCAAAUGCAGGCCGGCUCUCCCGACUUGCAUUCUAUUUGUGGUCCAGGAGGGCGAGAGGAAUACAUUCGAUCAAUUGGCACUUCUGAGACGGAUCACCAAAUACCACAAAAUCCCGGUGUUCCGUCUGCUGAGUUCGGAAAUUCUGGACCACACGACCAUCCCUAGCUCCAACCCCUCGCGCCCUCUGAUCUAUCGCCCCCCUCACGCGUCGAGCCAUUUCGAAGUCACAACGGUAUAUCUCCGAUGCUUCUACGCUCCAAGUGAUUAUACAAGCGAGCGGGAUUGGGACGCUCGCCUUCAGUUGGAACGGUCUGCUGCGAUCAAGUGCCCCACCGUCUUGAAUCAGUUGUCGGGUUGUAAGAUUGUUCAGCAGGUACUUGCGGAGACCACCGGACCCGACCAUCUGGCAAGCUUCCUCGCCGAAGUGGAUCAGUCCGUCAUCGCAAGACUACGGGCGACUUUUGCUCCUCAGUAUGACCUUUCUUCUACGGGGCGUGGUCGGGACCUUGCCCUCAACCCUGAGACGGCCGCCAACCACGUUCUCAAGCCGCAGCGCGAAGGCGGCGGCAAUAAUGUCUACAAGACUGCUAUCCCUGAAUUCUUGCGUUCGAUCCCCGAGACUGACUGGAAGCGCUGGAUUCUGAUGGAGCUGAUCCAUCCCCCCGCCGAGGCCAAGAAUGUGGCCCUGCGAAGCGAUGGAGAGGUGAUCCGUGGCGACGUCAUUGGGGAGUUGGGCGUUUACGGAACCAUCCUGUGGGAUCAGGCCCGGGGCACCGUCCUCCACAACGAGCAAGGCGGGUGGCUCAUGCGAACCAAGGCCAAGGACGUCAACGAGGGAGGUGUUGCCACGGGAUUCUCCAGUUUAGACAGUAUUUUGCUUUUCUAGAUUGCCAUCAUAGUAGAAUGAUCUCUUUAGUCUUAGUACGCGAGCCUACGAGUGAAAACUGACGACGAAUAAUCAAUAUUAAUUUGAAUCAAAUUGUUACUUGG
Aspergillus melleus is the source of this 1903-nucleotide messenger RNA. RefSeq lists its product as uncharacterized. Gene Ontology annotation, biological process: glutathione biosynthetic process. Gene Ontology annotation, cellular component: cytosol. Gene Ontology annotation, molecular function: glutathione synthase activity; ATP binding; glutathione binding. The record is from RefSeq and is a predicted model, not a curated record. Lineage: Eukaryota; Fungi; Ascomycota; Eurotiomycetes; Eurotiales; Aspergillaceae. The transcript has a single exon. Bases 663 to 1799 code for a protein of 378 amino acids.